Acaulospora colombiana is the source of this 573-nucleotide messenger RNA. The record is from the annotation of a GenBank genome assembly. Lineage: Eukaryota; Fungi; Glomeromycota; Glomeromycetes; Diversisporales; Acaulosporaceae.
CUCACGGCGAAGCAAUUGUCUCGCCAAGCAAAGAAGGCAAGCAAAGAUGAAGUUUCUGAGAAAGCGAAAUUGAAAAAGGCGAUACAACAAGGAAACAUAGAGGGCGCACGUAUUUAUGCAGCUAAUGCAAUCAGAAAAAAGAACGAAUCAUUAAAUUUGUUAAGGCUGUCUUCAAGAAUUGACGCAGUCUCUAGCCGCGUACAAACUGCAGUAACAAUGCAAAAGGUGACUGGAUCAAUGGCAAGUGUUGUAAAGGGCAUGGAUAAAGCCAUGGAGUCGAUGAAUUUAGAAAAGAUUUCCAUGGUCAUGGAUAAAUUCGAAGCUCAAUUCGAAGAUCUCGAUGUUCAAACGCAAUAUAUGGAGGGAGCGAUGGGAAACACCACCACAAUGUCUACACCUCAGGAGGAAGUGGAUUUACUUAUGCAACAAGUAGCCGAUGAACAUGGAUUGGAAUUAAACCAGGAACUUGAUUCAGCGACCCCCAGUAAUGCCCUCGCCACUGCAGACAAAGUAAAUGAUGAAGACGAGCAAUUAUCGGAACGUUUAAGUAUGUACUCCAAGAAUCGCGUUUGA